Molecule: messenger RNA, 551 nt
Organism: Linepithema humile (Argentine ant)
Lineage: Eukaryota; Metazoa; Arthropoda; Insecta; Hymenoptera; Formicidae
Source: RefSeq, a predicted model, not a curated record
UAAUGGACAAGAAAAAGAGCGAAAUUCAAUCCUAUUACAAAAACAAGACCAUUUUUUUCACCAGCGCUUCCGGCUUUAUGGGCAAGGUUCUCUUGGAAAAGUUGCUGUAUUCUUGCUCGGAAAUUGACAAAAUUUACAUCAUUAUACGAAGCAAGAAAGGUCACAACAUCGAUACUCGACUCAGCAACAUAUUUGAUUUACCUUUGUUUCAAAGAAUUAAAAUCGAGAAACCUAAUGUCCUUCAAAAAGUGAUACCGUUAAACGGCGACAUAACUUCGGACAAUUUGGGUCUCACUGAAGAGCAGCGAGAACGUCUGAUAAACGAAGUACAUGUGGUAUUUCAUUGCGCUGCAUCUACUCGCUUCGAUACGAAAUUAAAAGACGCCAUCGAGCUGAACACUGUAAGAUAUUAGUAUUACAAUUUAAAAAAAUCAACGUCAAUAAUUCAAAGUUUCAUUUGUUGCAUUUGUCUUCUUUAUGUGAAAAAAGUACUUUAUUACUAUUAUUACACAUUACGCUGAUUACAUUGUACAUUUAGAUUCUGUAUUCAU